Messenger RNA from Anthonomus grandis grandis, 2157 nucleotides. RefSeq names its product CD63 antigen-like. Gene Ontology annotation, cellular component: membrane. The record is from RefSeq and is a predicted model, not a curated record. NCBI's taxonomy places the organism in Eukaryota, Metazoa, Arthropoda, Insecta, Coleoptera, Curculionidae. Bases 523 to 1551 code for a protein of 342 amino acids. The transcript is spliced from 8 exons.
GUUCCAACGUUAUUAUCAUGCGAUUUCCAUCAAAUGUGACGACGUUUAAAAAUUGUUUUUGCUUUUGUUAUUGUUAUUUCCAUUUCGUAUACACGUGUCAUGAUUUAUUAAUGUGGCAACCUUGCAUUUUUUCACAGUUUGACAUUUAAAAUCCUAAAUUUCGAAAAUGUCGUCAUUCGAUAAAAUCGUUCGUGAAUUAUCCAACGGCCACUCCCCACUUAUAGGGAUUUUUCCCUCUAUUAUUUCAUAGGGCAAUCAAGGUUAUGACGGUUUCGCACUUUAGAUACGUUCUCCAGUGGAAAAACUAUAUUUCGGAUGGAUCCCGACGAUUUAUAAUAUUUAUGAUUUUAUAACAAAAAGCGAACUUUGACAAGCGAGGAGUAUGUUGACAAGUGACAGUUUUGACGUUGACAGCUGAUAGUAGCAAAAACGAACUUUUACAUCUUCGGAUUUGUUCGUAUAUCUACGUCAUUCCGUCCUGGAUGAUUCCAUCUUUGUCAAAAGCUUGGUGCAUGGGGGGCAAUGAGUUGGAUCGGCAAGGGUGAGGGGGCCCUUCGGAGGCGGAUGCCCUUAAGACGCGCGGGAGCCAGAUCGGCCAAGGGGGGCGGCCUGGCGGGGGGUCCGGGCGGCAGGGCGAUGCGUUACUACCGCUUUUGGAUUUACACCUGCAACACGGCCCUGUUGGCCGGCGCCCUCGCCUUCACCGGGGCCGCUGUUAAGACUGUCAUUUUCGAUUUUCGAAGAUCGUUGGUACCGUCUCUCACGUUGUAUCAGCCGUCGUUCCUGUACGCGUACUUGGCCCUGGCCACCCAAGGGGGCGCCCUACAGUUACUGGGCUGUUUAGCCGCCCUAAAACUCUCCGAAAGACUGUUGAACGCCUAUUGGUUGUUACUGUUAGUGCUUAUAUUCGGUGACGUCGUUAUUGGGGCCUUUUGGGCCUACAGGUUCGAGAAGAUUUGUCAAGAACUACGUCCGGCAUUACGCCUGCGCUUCCAACAAGAAUAUGGCUCAAGUAGCGGGAUGACCACCCUGUGGGACCGUUUGCAGACGGAGGACGAGUGCUGCGGAGUGACUGGGCCCCACGAGUUCGCCAACUUGACUGGUACCACCCGAUGGGAGAUGCCCGCCAGCUGUUGUUCCGAAAAGUUGGUCGGUGCUAGUAAUAAUGCUACGAGAUGCGCCAAGGUGCAUUUAUCUGGCUGUGAUGAACGUCUUCUGGCCUAUUUGCGGUCGACUGCCUCCCUGUUGGCCAUCUUAGGCUAUUGCGUCUUGGCCUUCCUCAAGUUGUGCUUCCUAGGAAUCUUAAGAUACGAAAUACGAGAAAUGAUUCAGAAAAUACGUAUUUUAAGGGCCGAGCUUGAACUACCGAACAUAAACGGUACCUUACCGGGAACGAUAAAGGCGGAAGCGGCCGAAUGUGAGAAGGAAUCGCUGCUAAUUCGACCUGACAGUUCGCCUUUCUUAUCCUCGCCCCCCGCCCAGUUAAAAAACCCGAACGGAAAUAAUAAUUAUGAGUUAAGGGAGUAUCAAAAGAGCCACGACGAUAUAUGACUAAAGUAUCGGCUAGAGGGUCUAUUUAGUCGCGGCCGAUGGGGUCGCGUCAAGAAGGGCCCCCUGGCUACGCCCCUGGAGGACCUCUUCAACCGAAAACCCCGCGCACGCGUCAAAGACGAGCCGUGCUGAGCCCCAGCGCAUGCGCAUUCGCAGCAGAACUCCUUAAACGCUUAAAAUGACGCAAUGCUCAUCCCCCGUACCCCAAAUUUAAAAAAAUACGUACAUACACAUAACGAUGAUGACUUAAAAGUAACGGUUAUUUUUCUAUUUAUAAUACUGUUGUUAAAUAGUCUUUACUCUUUUGUUCACUAAAAAAGAAGGAGAAACUAGUACGCUAUACCGUGCAUGUGAUGGUUGAUGUACCUAUUUAAAUAAAUAGUUUAUAUUAUAUACAUAUAGAGAAUUAUACAGGGAUGGUCCGUAAAAUAGACAUCGCACGCCUCGCCGGUGUAGAUCAUGCACAUACUCGCAGCAUUUAAUAAUAUUAUAUAUUUAUUACCUAAUACAUAAUACAUUCAUACAUAAUAUGUAUAUAAAUUAAAGGCUUUUAUUCAGUAUAUGUAUUUUUUUGUAGAACGAAAUAAAAAACAAAAACAACCUUUG